UUUCCAGUACUCAAUUUCCCGAGCUACGUUAAGCCGACCAUAUGCACUCAUCUGUUGUUGAUCUGUCUGAUUUUCGAAAUUGAACAUUGAGAAGUAGGAAUCGGAGAAGUGGGAACCAAUAAUGACUUUUGGUCAAGUUGUAAUCGGUCCACCGGGCUCGGGGAAGACCACUUACUGCAAUGGCAUGUCGCAGUUCCUCCAACUCAUCGGAAGGAAAGUUGCUGUUAUCAAUUUGGAUCCUGCAAAUGACUCAUUGCCGUAUGAAUGUGCUAUUAAUAUUGAGCAUCUUAUUAAACUCAGUGAUGUGAUGAUUGAGCAUUCACUUGGUCCUAAUGGAGGCCUUGUUUAUUGCAUGGACUACUUGGAGAAAAAUAUUGACUGGUUGCAGUCCAGAUUGGAGCCUCUUCUGAAAGAUCACUAUCUUCUAUUUGAUUUUCCUGGCCAAGUGGAACUAUUUUUCCUUCAUUCAAAUGCCAAGAAUGUUAUGAGCAAACUUAUAACAAAGUUGAAUCUUAGGUUGACUGCCAUCCACUUAGUAGAUGCACAUCUCUGCAGUGACCCUGGGAAAUAUGUGAGUGCGUUGCUUCUUUCUCUCUCUACCAUGCUACAUCUGGAACUUCCCCACAUCAAUGUUUUGUCAAAAAUUGAUCUCAUUGAGAACUAUGGAAAGCUAGCUUUUAAUCUUGAAUUCUACACAGAUGUUGAAGAUUUAUCGUACUUGCAAUAUCAUCUUGAUCAAGAUCCUCAUUCUGCUAAAUACAGGAAACUCACAAAGGAGUUAUGUGAAGUAAUAGAAGACCAUGGUUUAGUCAACUUCAGUACAUUGGAUAUUCAGGACAAAGAGAGUGUGGGGACUCUCGUGAAGCUGAUCGAUAAGAGCAAUGGGUAUAUAUUUGCUGGCAUAGAAGGGAGUGCGACUGAGUUCAGCAAAAUUGCUGCUGGUCCUGUUGACUGGGAUUAUUAUAGAACAGCAGCAGUGCAGGAGAAGUACAUGAAAGAUGAUGAAAAUUUUGAUUCUGAUGACUGAUGGAGAAAAGGUUCAUUUUUUACAUUAGAGAAUGAGAUUUCACUGAUCUGAGUAGCAGUCUAUUACUGGCUAUUUUGAUCAUUACUAUUUAUGUUAGGGUUUUAUUUUACUUUGAUUUUUGUUUUGUUUUGUUUUGUUUUUAUUAUUGUCGUUUGGUAGCUUUAAUGUUUGGCUCCUGGAAAUGCACUUUUGCAAUGUAUUCAGCUGAAGUGUUCUUCACAUGCAUGAUAAAUGUCUUCAGCUUACAUACCAAACAAAAUGUCAUCAGCUCAUGUUCGGUUCUGGAAUGCUUGACCGGUGCCUUUUAUCUUCAUGAUUGGAUGUGUGCAGCUAUAUCUAUAUCAAGACUUGAUCCUUAUAAUUACGGAUAACAGACUGCUAAAAGUUGAAACUCUGUUUUGGGUUAGUGACAAUCAGUGAGUCAAUCUUUCCUUGAGUUAUGAUAAUUAUAUGGUUGGUAGGUAGUUAUUCACAGCAGUACUGGUUUUGAUGUGUAUAUACACAACUUUCAUGUUAAAAGUUCUUGUGAAAUUUUGGUGGCUUCAUUCAAGACGAUGAAAAUGGAUAUUACAUAGAUUUGUGUUUGCCA
Molecule: messenger RNA, 1616 nt
Organism: Cornus florida
Lineage: Eukaryota; Viridiplantae; Streptophyta; Magnoliopsida; Cornales; Cornaceae
Product: GPN-loop GTPase QQT1
Exons: 10
Coding region: 122-1027 (301 amino acids)
Cellular component (GO): cytoplasm
Molecular function (GO): GTPase activity
Source: RefSeq, a predicted model, not a curated record